GUAGCGGGGAGGGGAGUGCGGGGCGCGGAUUGAGGCCACUAUUUAACGAGCCGCCGGCCGCGCAGCGACCUGUUGUGAUCCCGUCAUGGCGCGCUACGCCCGUGUCACUACUUUGGCCGCGUGUCUCUUGAUCGUCUGCGAGGUUGCCCAGGGGCACCGUUGGCGGCGGCAAGCUGACGACACAGCCAAGAAAGACGAGAGCCUGGAGCAAGAGCUGUGCAAGGACAAGGACGCGGGCGAGUGGUUCCGUCUGGUGUCCGGCGAGGGCGACAACUGUCGCGACGUCAUCCAGUGCACCGCCUCGGGUAUACAAGCCAUCCGAUGUCCCGCGGGUUUAUUCUUCGAUAUUGAAAAACAAACUUGUGAUUGGAAAGAAGCCGUAAAGAACUGCAAGCUGAAGAACAAAGAACGCAAGGUGAAGCCCCUCCUGUAUACAGAGGAGCCCCUGUGCCAGGAUGGUUUCUUAGCUUGUGGCGACUCCAACUGUAUAGAGCGAGGACUUUUCUGUAACGGAGAAAAAGACUGCGCCGAUGGUUCAGAUGAAAACUCCUGUGAUAUCGACAACGAUCCCAACAGAGCCCCACCUUGCGACCCGUCGCAGUGUGUGUUGCCCGACUGUUUCUGUUCAGAAGACGGCACAGUGAUCCCUGGUGACUUGCCAAUCAAGGAUGUACCUCAAAUGAUCACAAUCACUUUCGAUGACGCGAUUAACAACAACAACAUUGAACUGUACAAAGAGAUCUUUAAUGGAAAACGUAAAAACCCCAACGGUUGCGAUAUCAAGGCCACCUUCUUCGUAUCUCACAAGUACAGCAACUACUCAGCCGUACAAGAAACACACAGGAAAGGACACGAAAUUGCAGUUCACUCUAUCACACACAACGAUGAUGAACAGUUCUGGAGCAAUGCCACCGUCGACGACUGGGGUAGAGAGAUGGCUGGUAUGAGAGUCAUCAUCGAGAAGUACGCCAACAUCACCGACAACAGCGUCGUAGGUGUCCGCGCUCCCUAUCUCCGUGUCGGAGGCAACAACCAGUUCACCAUGAUGGAAGAACAAGCGUUCUUAUACGACAGUACCAUUACCGCUCCCCUUUCCAAUCCGCCGCUGUGGCCUUACACGAUGUACUUCCGCAUGCCACACCGUUGUCAUGGUAACCUUCAGAGCUGUCCAACCAGAAGUCACGCCGUUUGGGAAAUGGUAAUGAACGAGCUCGACCGUCGUGAAGACCCCACCAAUGACGAGUACUUACCUGGUUGCGCUAUGGUUGACUCUUGCUCGAACAUUCUUACUGGAGACCAAUUCUACAAUUUCCUUAACCACAACUUCGACCGCCAUUACGACCAAAACCGAGCUCCUCUUGGCCUAUACUUCCACGCUGCUUGGUUGAAGAAUAAUCCUGAAUUUUUAGAAGCUUUCCUGUACUGGAUCGAUGAAAUCCUCUCCACACACAAUGAUGUAUACUUUGUUACGAUGACUCAAGUAAUUCAGUGGAUCCAGAACCCACGCUCAAUCUCAGAUGCGAAGAACUUUGAGCCGUGGAGGGAGAGGUGCGCAGUCGAAGGCCAACCAGCCUGCUGGGUGCCCCACUCGUGCAAGCUUACAUCGAAGGAGGUUCCCGGGGAAACCAUCAACCUACAGACGUGCGUCAGGUGUCCACUCAAUUACCCAUGGUUGAACGACCCCUCGGGUGACGGCCGUUACUGAAUAAGAUCUCGCACCAAAGGUGGUGCAAAUAGUCGAUAAAAUAAUUACAUUUGACGAGUUGCAUGGACAUCGUUCGUGUUCGAAAAUUUAAUAUGUAUUUGUUAUCAGGGUCGAAGUGUAAUUCGUAGCCAUCAUGACAUGAAUUAGUGUCCUUGUAAGAUAUAUGUACCGGGUCGUAAUCCCGUUUAUAGUCUAAGAGCCUACCUAACUGUAAUAUAGACUCACAUCAAUAUUUAAUAGGUCUGUUUUAAUAAAUACUUUAUGUGAUUUUUAUUGUAAGUCUGUUGAAUAAAAUUUUAAUACAAAAUAAAAUUAAAAAAUAA
Molecule: messenger RNA, 2028 nt
Organism: Leptidea sinapis
Lineage: Eukaryota; Metazoa; Arthropoda; Insecta; Lepidoptera; Pieridae
Gene: serp
Product: chitin deacetylase 1
Exons: 5
Coding region: 86-1705 (539 amino acids)
Biological process (GO): carbohydrate metabolic process
Cellular component (GO): extracellular region
Molecular function (GO): hydrolase activity, acting on carbon-nitrogen (but not peptide) bonds; chitin binding; protein binding
Source: RefSeq, a predicted model, not a curated record